Messenger RNA from Paramormyrops kingsleyae, 2927 nucleotides. RefSeq names its product BAG cochaperone 2. Gene Ontology annotation, biological process: protein stabilization. NCBI's taxonomy places the organism in Eukaryota, Metazoa, Chordata, Actinopteri, Osteoglossiformes, Mormyridae. The record is from RefSeq and is a predicted model, not a curated record. Gene Ontology annotation, molecular function: adenyl-nucleotide exchange factor activity; protein-folding chaperone binding.
UUUGUGCCUUAUUUAGUUUAUUGCUGCGCACAUUUUCUGCUUAUUUUUGAUGCAAGCUGAAUUUCGCCGUGCUGUAUUUAUUUUAGUUUUUAAAUAGAGCUGAAACAAAUAAGGAACUUAUCGGAAUAAACUCCCGAUUAACUGUAUACUUCCUCAAGGGCUAGAGCCUGUAAAUGGGCUUUGAUGGCGACCUCUCCUGGGACAAAGAACCCGGAGGACGAGGUGGAGUUUGUCUCCGAGGGUCCUCUCAGACCGGUUCUGGAGUACAUAGACCUGCUGAGUGAUGGAGAUGAUGAGGAGGCCAAGGCUGCCCCACAGUCUAUGGAGGACCAGAUCGACAGGAAGAAGGCACAGGUCGCCUCCACGCUGGACAGGCUGGCCCAACAGGUGGCUGCCGAGAAACAGCAGAGGGCAGAGAAGUGUCGAGCCUUCAAGGAAAAGAUGGUCUCCCAGCAGGCUAAGGGUCGGCAGGAGGUGGCCUUCAGCGUCAGCAACGGCGAUCAUUUCGAUGCCAAGCGGUGUGUGGACAUGUGGUUAAAGAUGCCAGAGUUGAAACCCGGCACACUCAGCUCUCAUUCCAGAUGGGGGCGCCGGUCGUCACCACACCCCAGCAGCCACGCGUCUGUGCGUACUUGUCCCGUCAUCAACUGUGGCCGCGUCUAUGACAGCGCCCCCCUCCUGGAGGGCCACUUGAAGAGGUUUGACCACUCCCCGUGUGACCCCACCAUCCUGCUGCGGGGCAGUCCGUCUGCAUUCUACGCCUGCGUGGCUUGCUGCAGCCACUUUGAGAGCAAGGAAGCGUGGCAGGCCCAUCUUACCGCUAAGCUCUCCUCCCCUGAUCCUGGUGGCCACGUCCACAGCCUGAAGUACCAGCUGAUCCAGUGCUUCGCCUGCCCAUCCUGCUACCUCCUCUUCAACAUCCGCGACGAGUGCUUGCAGCACAUGGCAGCCAAGAACCACUUUAUCCGGCCCACGGGAAGCGCCCAAACGGGCAGAGCCGCUCCCCUCCCCAUCCCGUGGUACGCCAAGACCCGCCUCAUCAUUCUGUGUAAGGAGGUGGCGUUCCGCGUGCGCUGCUCCGCCUGCAGGAAAGUGCUGGCAUCGCACACUGAAGCCCAGGCACACUUCAAUGUCCGAUGCAGGCAGGCCAGUGCCAUGGCUGAGGCCGAUCAGACAGUGGCGGACAUCAUGAAGCGGCUGCGGGUUCGAGGCCGCUGCAUGCCGUGCGACGAGGUCUUCUGCAGCGAGGCGCAGAUCGAGCGGCAUAGGCAGGGCACUGGCCACCAAGUGGUGCCCCUGUCCACUGAGGAGGAGUCCAUACUGCACUACUGCAGCCACCAUGAAGUUGCACGCAUGCGGGAGGCCCCCCCACGGCCAUGUCCUGACUCCACAGGUCCCAGGACCUCUUCAAAGAAGAGGGGCAUGCCGAACGACCCCCAAGACUCAUCCCCAGUCAAGCGGCAGAGGGUCCGGCGCCCCGGGGCAGUCCUGGGGACGUCCGGCAGACAACGGCCCAACGCCUGGUUCUGCGAGUGUGGCCUGCGUUUCCCGGAAGAGUCUGCUGCCAGCCGCCACAUAAUGUUGUCCAAUCAAGUGUUCCACAAGUGUGGCGUGUGCGGCAAGCUAAUGUGCGAGGCGUCCAUCACGCGGCUGCAUAUGAGCCGCAUCCACGGUGGCGCCCACCUCUCCCACUUCCAGUUCUGGUGCCGCCGCUGCCAGGUGGAUAUGCCCCGGGAGGCGGAUGUGAUGUCACACGUGGGUGAGACCCACCAUGGCCACACCUUUUACCGUGAGCGGGAAGUGACUGAGGAAGAGGAGGAGGAGGGCGAGUCGUCCACCCUGGAUCCCCGCAAGUGCAGCCCCAUUGUGGACGUGGCCCCGGCAGAUCGCCCUCCCAAGUGGCUCUGCAGGAUGUGCGAGGAGCUCUUUGAAUCACUGGAGGCAGUGCGGCGACACUGUGGGGCCGUGGCCAGCCACAGCUUCCAGAGGUUUCUGUGCGGUCACUGCUCGCAGCGGUUCUUCAAGGAGCUGACGCUGCGGCGGCACUGCGAUGCCGAGCAUGCCGGCCACAUCGACAUGCGGUGGUGCUGCGGCCUCUGUGACAGCAUGCGCCUGGAGACCGAGGACGAGUUCCUGCAGCACUACCGGAGCCUGCAUGCCGAGGACUACUGCCGCGUGGAGGACCCCCCCACCCGGCCACGGGCCGCACCGUCCCCACUGUCACAGACGUGUCCCUGCAUGGGGACGGAGAAAGACAAAGCGGAGAGGAACGCCACCUUCACACGCUGCAUGAAGAGGCUGGCCAGUGAGGGCUGCUGUCAUUACAGCUGCAUCACCUGCGGCAUGCGUACCCCAUCCUACGUCCAGAUCAAGGUCCACGUCCAGGAAGAUCAUGGCGUCCAUAAGAGGGACAAGUCCUUCGAGGUGGCGUGUGGCCUGUGUCCCCAGAGCCUCGCCGGCGUCCCCGCCUUCCACUCCCACUAUCACGCUCAGCAUUGUCCCCUGUGUCCCCGCGAACGUCACAGGGAUGACAAAAUGGACACCAAAGCAGCUGUCCCUCUAAUGCUGAAAGCAGAGGAGCUCGCACCCAAGGACAAUGCAGAAGAGAUUGAGGACAUCAAAAGAGCUAUUGCUCUGAGUUCAGGAGAGGCUGAGUGGAGGUCGCCCCCUAGUGGAGAUGAGUCUGAGGAGGACCUGAACCAUGCCUUAGCUUUAAGCGCAGAGGAGAUGCAGAGGAAGCGAACGGAGUCGGAUGAAGAGAUGGAGGAAGCCAUCAAGAGAAGCAUGGUGGAGUUCUGACCCGGACUGAAGCUUGUUUUAUGUUCAUUUUGAUCUUUGUUUCAGAUAAAUAUAAAAUAAAGAAUAAAAAGGUUAAUGCAAAGCUGCGCCAGUUGAGCUGGAAUAAAUGGUAGGCUUGAUAAAAAUGA